Messenger RNA from Xenopus tropicalis (tropical clawed frog), 2360 nucleotides. It is a transcript of the gene gpnmb, whose product is annotated as glycoprotein nmb. Gene Ontology annotation, cellular component: membrane. The record is from RefSeq and is marked provisional. NCBI's taxonomy places the organism in Eukaryota, Metazoa, Chordata, Amphibia, Anura, Pipidae.
AUAAGAACCAGAAAUCAGGCAACUUUGCUUAAUUCUAUCACAUGAUGAGCCUGAAGCACUUUCCUAAGCAGGAGGAGGGACCUGUGCACCCUGACUUGCUAUGAGCCCCAGCUGGCAGCUUCUGAGAACUGAUUUAAAGUCUGGAGCUCAGAGCUCUAAUUAUUCCCAACUCCUGCCAGGAUGAAGUGUUUGGUGAGUGCGGCACUGGUGCUCCUGCUGCUGUUGCAGUUCUCUGGAACCCAAGCGGUUAAACGAUUUAAUGAUGUGAUGGUUCUUGGAAGGCAGCCCAGCUAUGGCAACUCUCAUAAGCGACUGCAUGGUUGGUCCCCUGGCAGCAAGUAUUGGGAUGAGAAAUUGUACCCUUCCUGGAAAGCUGGAGAUGCAAGAUGGGAAAAAUGCUGGAAAGGUGGCAAGGUGGUGGCACGUUUGACCAGUGACAGCCCAGCACUGAUAGGGUCAAAUAUAACAUUUGCUGUAAUUCUGCAGUUUCCCAGGUGCCAGAAGGAAGAUGCAAAUGGGGAUAUUGUUUAUGAAAGCCAGUGCCUAAAUGGUUCCGCUAGCCUUCAGGACCAAUAUGUUUAUAACUGGACCAAGUGGAAUGAUUUCUGUAACGAGGGGAACUGCAGCUUUAACAACAAGUUCCCAGAUGGCAGUCCCUUUCCAUAUCACCGUGACUGGAGGAGAAGGAACUUUAUAUACAUUUUUCAAACUUUAGGUCAGUACUACCAACAAUCUGGGGGAUCUUCAGCCCUGCUGUCACUAAAUACGACAAACAUUACUGCCGGCACGCAGAUGUUGGAAGUGUCUGUCUAUAGAAGAGGCCAUAAGCAGCAUUAUCCAGUUACCAAAGCAAGUUUGAUCUAUGUUGUUACUGAUGAAAUCCCUUUUUAUGUGAACAUUUCUCAAAAAAAUGACCGCAAUGCUUCAGACAGGAUCUUUAUUAAAGAUUCUCCAAUAAAUUUUGACAUCAAGAUCCAUGAUCCAAGCCAUUAUCUCAAUAAUUCUGCGGUAUCCUUUGCCUGGAAUUUUGGUGAUGGGAGCGGCUCCUUUGUGUCAAAUAAUCCUGUUUCUACUCACACUUACACUCUGCUUGGAAACUUCAGUCUCAAUCUGACCAUCAAAGCAGCAAUUCCCGGCCCCUGCAAACCACUGACCACAACCCCAGCUUUGCCGACCACUGCACUACCUAUGCCAACAACGACCGUUUUUCCUCGGAACACCACUGGAAAUGCCACAGAUGAUCCAGCACUGUUUACCACAGAGCCUGCUCCCACGGAGCCUGCUCCCACAACAACUACCACUUUAAGAAACACCACAACUGCAGUGCCCACAACAGCAGCAGCAGGAUGUUUUAUCUACAGAUAUGGCCAUUAUAGAACAAACAUAACAGUUGUAGAUGGCAUUGUAGAGGUAAAUAUUAUUGAAAUGACAAAUGUCCAGGUGCCUGCAUCUCAAACAGAAAAUGCUUUGAUUGACUUUGUCGUGACCUGCCAAGGAAGUUUGCCUACAGAUGUUUGCACACUCAUUUCCGACUCGACAUGCAUGAUUCCACAGAACAUGGUUUGUGAAGAAGUCCCUGCUGCAGAGCAGUGCUCACUAACCCUAAGGAGAGCCUUUGCAGAUCCAGGAACCUACUGUGUGAACAUUACUCUGAGUGAUGAUGCAAGCCUUGCUCUUGCAAGUACUCUGGUGUCUGUAAGUGGAGGGGCUGCAAAGCAAAAGACAGUGGCAGCUGUUUUGGUUCCUCUGGGAUUAGUGGUCAUAGCUCUAGCUGUGGUUGGUGCCAUUCUGCUCAAGAAAUACAAGGAAUACAGACCUAUUGACAAUGCAGCAACCAGUGAUACUCGUGGGCUAAGUGUGUAUUUCAGCCAAGUCAAAUCUGCUUUCUUUCCAGGAAACAAUGAGCAGGACCCACUUCUGAAAUCCAAGCAGGGGAUAAUAUAGGUUCAUUUACCAUAUGUCACUGUUCCAAACAGUUACUGUAAGACUUAACAAACCUAACUGGUGCUUAAGUAAAAUUAGUGGAAUUAUAUUUUAAUAAGUAAUAUUUCAAUUAGCACUUCAGUGUGACUGUUUAUAUCUUUGCAUAUUUAAACUGUUACUUGCACCCCAUACCACCCAUGUGCGGGUUGUGCAGUUUUAACACUGCCAAUAUGCCAUUCUAGGGCUGUGUUUGCCUGGGAAUGUGUUGUAUAACAGGCCUUCUUAAUAUUUAUCUGACUAAAGAUGAAUUUUCAUUUAAUGUUAAUUUUCAGCACUUCAUAUUAAACGGACUGUCUGACUAUGUAUGGAUUUCUGCACUGUGCAAUGUCCGUUUAUGCUAGAUUUGCUGUAUAAUAAAUACGUGCCUUUACAUUUAA